AGUAGAGAGUCGAUUAGUUGACACUCGGAUGAAUUCAUUGGGAACAUCAUCCACCAUCUAGCAGGCCACACACCUGGAGAUACUUCUAUUUUCUUCCAUUUUAAAUGUAUUAUUCGCGAUAGAUAUGGCGGACAUGUUUUCAACGCUGUUUAAUCAAAAUGAAGCUCAGGGACCACCCAGCUCAUCGUCCCUGGGCUUCGGACCGGGGAAACCUCCGCCGCCUCUUCCGCAGAACCAAGUCUCCAUGACGGGGCAGAUGCCACCGCAGCUCGGGGAUGAAGGGCCUGCUCUGCGGAAGCCCGGAGCAAUGAAUGAACCUUUCUACUUACUACGAGAGCUACCUGUGGGAAACGAGUUGACAGGCAAUACCAACCUCAUUACGCACUACAACCUGGAGCAUGCCUACAACAAGUUCUGUGGGAAGAAAGUGAAGGAGAAGCUCAGCAACUUCCUGCCAGAGUUACCAGGUAUGAUCGACUGUCCCGGCACUCAGGAUGGCAGCUCAUUGCGGUCUCUGCAUGAUAAGCCUCCAGUCUGCGGAAACUCCUUCAGUCCACUAACCGGCGCUCUGCUUACAGGCUUCAGACUACACACAGGACCGCUCCCAGAACAAUACCGAUUAAUGCACAUACAGCCUCCAAAGAAGAAGAGCAAACACAAACACAAACACCAUCGACCACAGGACCCAUUACCACAAGAAACCCCAUCAGACUCUGAUCCCAAGAAAAAGAAGAAAAAGAGGGAUGAUGAUCCUGAUCGCAAGAAAAAGAAGAAAGACAAGAAAAAGAAGAAGAACCGCCACAGUCCCGACCACCCUGGCCUUGCCGGCUCACAACCCAACAGCAACAGUCUCAGAUAGACAGAAGCCCACUGUGUGCAUGCCUGUGUGUGCGUGUGACUGUGUGAUUGUGCAUUUUGUAAAAGAGAAUGUGUGUGUUUUACAGAUAAUUGUAUUAUUGAAAAUAUGCCAUAGUGAACGAAAGGAUCUAUUGAAAUGAUGCAAAUGGUUGUAUGAUGCGUGUGACAGUGACAGAGCAGCUACACAGUGGAUGUGGGCGACAAUGAAAAGAAGUGUUACAGAGCAGUGUAAAUGGCAGAAAGCCGCUGAUGUUAUGGAUGAGUGAGCAGGCACUGUAUGUAUGUUUUCUUUGAUUUUGUUGUAAUAUCUUUUGACUAUAAUGCCAAAAUCAAAUAAACUUUGGUUAUUA
Messenger RNA from Scomber japonicus (chub mackerel), 1208 nucleotides. It is a transcript of the gene med19a, whose product is annotated as mediator complex subunit 19a. Bases 125 to 859 code for a protein of 244 amino acids. Gene Ontology annotation, biological process: positive regulation of transcription by RNA polymerase II. Lineage: Eukaryota; Metazoa; Chordata; Actinopteri; Scombriformes; Scombridae. Gene Ontology annotation, molecular function: transcription coregulator activity; transcription factor binding. Gene Ontology annotation, cellular component: mediator complex. The transcript has 6 exons. The record is from RefSeq and is a predicted model, not a curated record.